Messenger RNA from Zymoseptoria tritici IPO323, 3903 nucleotides. RefSeq lists its product as uncharacterized. Lineage: Eukaryota; Fungi; Ascomycota; Dothideomycetes; Mycosphaerellales; Mycosphaerellaceae. The record is from RefSeq and is a predicted model, not a curated record. Gene Ontology annotation, biological process: phosphorylation; cellular hyperosmotic response; phosphorelay signal transduction system. The transcript has 2 exons. Gene Ontology annotation, cellular component: membrane. Gene Ontology annotation, molecular function: phosphorelay sensor kinase activity. The coding region runs from base 1 to 3903 and encodes 1300 amino acids.
AUGCUGCAAGAAGAGACUUCGGCAGCUGUGGCCAGCAUCCUCUCCAACUUCGCCAAGCAGUAUGCUCCUCUGGAAGCGGAUUCAUUCCCUGCAAAGGCCAUCGCGAAUGGAAUUAAGAACACCAAAAUUGCUCUACCGGGCGAUGAUUCAGUGGAGAAGCGUACUCUAGAGCGCGAGCUGACUAGCCUUGCGACGCGGAUCCAGUUUCUCGAGGCUCGCGCUACAAGCGGAACCAGUUCGUUACCCAUCACUCCCAACGAGCCACUUUCUUCGGCAUUCUCGGAGGACACCUCGUCGCCAAGGUCCGCAGCGAACCAGCACCGCCAGCGCUCAUCGUCAUGGGUCAACAACCUCCUGGCUAAGAGCGAGGGCGAGCCUCAUCCUCGACAACUCACUGAAGAACAAUUUUCAUUUCUACGUGAGCACAUCGACCAACAAGCGCAAGAGAUUCGGACUCAGAAGGAAUUUAUCGACGGUAUCAAAUCGCAGCUGACGCACCAGCAAACCGCUACAAAAGCUGCACUCGAUACCUUGGGCAACUCGCAGUCAAUCGAGCAGCUGAAGCGGGAGAUUGAGAAAAAUGCGCAAAUCAAUGCUACAUACCAAAAAGUGCUGCGAGAGAUCGGCACCAUCAUUACAGCUGUCGCCAAUGGAGAUCUCAGCAAGAAAGUGCUCAUUCAUGCCACGGAGAAAGAUCCGGAGAUUGCGAGGUUCAAGCACACGAUCAACAAGAUGGUGGACCAGUUGCAAGAGUUUGCUAGUCAAGUAACACAUUUGGCGAAAGAGGUGGGAACAGAAGGACGCCUCGGAGGACAAGCCGUCGUGCCUGGCGUCGACGGUAUUUGGGCGGAGCUUACGCAAAACGUGAACGUCAUGGCCCAAAAUUUGACCGACCAGGUGCGAGAAAUCGCAGUUGUAACCACCGCCGUUGCACAAGGUGAUCUGAGCCGCAAGAUUCAACGACCAGCCAGAGGCGAGAUUCUCCAACUUCAACAGACUAUCAACUCCAUGGUGGGACAGCUCCGGACCUUCGCAACGGAAGUUACGAGAGUGUCGCGCGAUGUCGGCACGGAGGGUGUUCUUGGAGGUCAAGCUCAAAUCGAAGGCGUACAGGGCAUGUGGAGCGACCUUACUGUGAACGUGAAUGCUAUGGCAAACAAUCUCACUGCCCAGGUGCGAGAUAUUGCGGAGGUGACAACAGCCGUGGCCCGAGGCGACCUCACGCAGCAGGUUAAAGCGCAAUGUAAGGGGGAGAUCCUGGCCUUGAAAACCACCAUCAACUCCAUGGUGCACCAGCUACGGCAAUUCGCGCAUGAAGUCACCAAGAUCGCGCGUGAGGUCGGGACAGAAGGUCGCCUAGGUGGACAAGCAACAGUUCACGGAGUCGAGGGCACAUGGAAAGACUUGACGGAGAACGUAAAUGGCAUGGCCAUGAAUCUGACCACCCAAGUGCGCGAGAUCGCAGAAGUCACAACCGCCGUCGCGCAAGGAGAUCUCAGCAAAAAGGUCGAGGCCGAAGUCAAGGGUGAAAUUUUGGCCUUGAAGAGCACCAUCAAUUCCAUGGUUGACCGUCUGGGUACGUUUGCUUUCGAGGUUAGCAAGGUCGCGAGAGAAGUCGGAACCGAAGGAGUUUUGGGCGGACAAGCAGAGGUUGCCAAUGUCGAAGGAAAAUGGAAAGAUCUUACCGACAAUGUCAACACCAUGGCCAACAACUUGACUGGUCAGGUGCGGAGCAUUUCAGACGUCACACAGGCCAUUGCACGCGGUGACAUGAGCCAGCGAAUCAAGGUGCACGCUCAGGGAGAGAUUCAGACAUUGAAGGACACGAUCAACGACAUGGUGACGCGACUGGACGCUUGGUCACUCGCGGUGAAGCGGGUGGCUCGUGACGUCGGUGUCGACGGCAAGAUGGGUGGACAGGCAGAAGUCGAAGGCAUCACUGGUCGCUGGAAGGAGAUCACGACCGAUGUGAACAUUAUGGCUCAAAAUUUGACCUCGCAAGUGAGAGCUUUUGCCGACAUUACCCACGCGGCCAUGAAAGGAGAUUUCACCAAGAUGAUCAAUGUCGAAGCGUCUGGCGAAAUGAACGAGCUGAAGAACAAGAUCAACAAGAUGGUCCUCAACUUGCGCGAAAGUAUCCAGAAGAACAAUCAAGCAAGAGAGGCCGCCGAGUUGGCCAACAAGACGAAAUCGGAGUUCCUGGCAAACAUGUCCCACGAGAUUCGAACACCUAUGAACGGAAUCAUCGGAAUGACACAGCUUACCUUGGACACCGAGCUUGAGCAGAACCAACGGGACAUGCUCAACAUCGUCUUCUCGCUCGCCAACAGCUUACUGACGAUUAUUGAUGACAUCUUGGACAUUUCCAAGAUUGAAGCAAAUCGCAUGAUCCUAGAGGAAGAGCCGUUCUCACUGCGAGGUCUCGUCUUCAACAGCUUAAAGUCACUUGCAGUCCGAGCCAACGAGAAGGACAUCAGCUUGGUGUAUGAUACCGACAGCUCAGUGCCCGACUACAUCGUGGGCGACUCCUUCCGACUUCGACAGAUCAUUCUCAAUCUCGCCGGCAACGCCAUCAAAUUCACCGAGCACGGGGAAGUGCGUGUUAAGAUAUUCUCUGACCACAGUACACGAUGCACCGAUAGUGAGGUUGUCGUCAAAUUCGCCGUCUCCGAUACUGGUAUUGGCAUCCACUCCAACAAGUUGGAUUUGAUCUUCGACACGUUUCAGCAGGCUGACGGGUCGACCACACGGAAGUUCGGAGGUACUGGAUUGGGCCUGUCGAUCUCUCGGAGACUGGUGACUUUGAUGCGUGGCAAGAUGUGGGUCGAAUCAAAUUAUGGCUCAGGCAGCACAUUCUUCUUCACCUGUGUUGUACGGCUGGGCAAUCCGGAUGUUGCAAAAAUCAUGCCACAACUACAGCAGUAUCGAAAGCACAACGUGCUCUUUGUCGACAACGGUAAUACGGACAGUUCGGAGGAGAUCGCGGCUGGCAUCCGAGCUUUGGAUCUGGUCCCUUGUGUGGUGGGCAAGGGAAAGGUUCCUCACUCCGAAAUCAGCCCAGACGACCAGUACGACUGCGUGAUCAUCGAUAACAGCGAGACGGCUCAGAAGUUGCGCAGCUUGGAACGUUUCAAGUACAUUCCCAUCGUCAUGGUGGCGCCGGCCAUCUCGGUGAACUUCAAGACCGCGUUGGAGAACGGAAUCUCAAGCUACAUGACUACGCCAUGCCUUCCAAUCGACCUGGGCAAUGCUCUGGUGCCCGCACUCGAGGGCCGCGCAGCACCCAUGUCAGCCGACCACAGUCGGACAUUCGAUAUCCUCCUCGCAGAAGACAACGCGGUGAAUCAAAAACUCGCCGUCAAGAUCCUGACCAAGCACAACCACACAGUGACAGUCGCCAACAACGGCCUUGAAGCCUUUGAAGCGAUUCGCAAGAAGCGCUUCGAUGUCGUUCUCAUGGACGUGCAAAUGCCCGUCAUGGGAGGGUUCGAAGCGACGGCCAAGAUUCGCGAAUACGAACGAACUCACGAGCUAGCACGUUCGCCCAUUAUCGCCCUCACCGCACACGCCAUGCUUGGCGACCGCGAGAAGUGUAUCCAAGCGCAAAUGGACGAGUACCUCUCCAAACCCCUCAAGCCCAAUCAGCUCAUUCAGACGAUCCUGAAAUGUGCGACCCUAGGCGGUGCGUUACUUGACCGGAGGAACGAUGGGCGCGGUUUGCUCAUGGAAGAGGACAAACCCGUUUCUGAUAAUUCGAGUCUUCCUGCAGAUCACAAUCGGUUGCUCACGCCCCCGAAACGACCGGGUGUCGAUCGUGGGUACACGGAGAAUGGACCGCCCGGUUUGGAAAGUCCGGCGAUAGUAACCGACGACCAGGAUGAUCCGAUGAUCAGAGUACGUUGA